Anguilla rostrata (American eel) is the source of this 4780-nucleotide messenger RNA. Its product is annotated as protein phosphatase 1 regulatory subunit 3E. Gene Ontology annotation, cellular component: protein phosphatase type 1 complex. The coding region runs from base 208 to 1128 and encodes 306 amino acids. The transcript has a single exon. Gene Ontology annotation, biological process: regulation of glycogen biosynthetic process. The record is from RefSeq and is a predicted model, not a curated record. Gene Ontology annotation, molecular function: protein phosphatase 1 binding; glycogen binding. NCBI's taxonomy places the organism in Eukaryota, Metazoa, Chordata, Actinopteri, Anguilliformes, Anguillidae.
AUGCCUUGAAAGUGGUAUCAGUUACCCUCUCCAUCCCCUGUGAUGCGUCAGCCGCGCGGGUUGAGAUUGGUUCAGAUAUCCGCAGUGUCACACACACAUACACACGUGCUCAGCCUACAGCACGCAUUAAAACCAGACAGCUGACGGCAUCUUUUCAUCCAACUCCUCGGAAGACAUUUAGGCUUGUGUUGCAGAUUUGCACGUUCUAUGGCAAACGAAGCGGUACAUUCUGUUGUUGUCAUGCUGCCCCCCAAAACCUGCAUCCCGAAGAAUUACAGCUGCAUGGCUGGUUUGUUUGGGAGCUUGGCGGCAGCAAACCAGUGGAAAGAAGACGGAGAGGAAGAAGGGGAUGGUCUUUGUGAUUCAAGCCUCGAAAAUCAUGUCGUGGAAGAAAGACCAAGAGGCAGGGAGUGCUUUUUGAAACCUCCGCAAAGUCCGACAUUGCGAAGGCGAUGUAAAUCACUGCCGACCCCGGUAGAAAGAGCAAAGCUUGAAAUAGCACGGAGCCGAAGCCCAUCCUCUCACAAAAAGGUCAGAUUCGCCGAUUCUUUGGGGCUGGAGCUUACUUCAGUGAAGCACUUUUGCGACGCCGACAUGCCGGAGGUACCGCAACCUGUAGUAGAAAAAUUUAGGAGAGGAAGCACUAACCAUUUCAGUAACUUCGACAAGUUCCCCAGAAUUCCUACACAGUCUAUUUUCAUGGAAGCCCAGUUCAUUAAUCCUGGCCAGUUACCAGAAUUCUUGGAAAAAGUGCUCGAAGUAAAGGUGUUGUUGGAAUCUGUCGAAACCAGUGAAAUUUGCCUGUCAGGCAUUGUUCGUGUGGUAAAUCUGGCAUUUGAAAAGAACGUCUUUUUGAGGUACACCCUCAAUAACUGGAUAACGUUUUUAGACGUUCUUGCUGCAUACGUUCCGCACUCCACUGAUGGGAUAACUGACAAAUUCAGCUUUAAGAUAAUCACUCCUACAUUUUUGGAAAGUGAAGAUACAUUGCAGUUUGCAAUCAAGUACUGCGUCGGUCAGGAUGAGUUCUGGGAUAAUAACAAUGGAAAUAAUUACAAAGUGCGACGACACCGGUUUAAAAUCUCUCCACCCCGGGAAUGGGAAAAUGGCUGGAUUCACUUCAUUUAAUGUAUUCUUUGUUUUGGCAUUCACAAGAAUACGCGCGUAUUUGAGCGGGUUAAACUGUGAUUUUGAGCGAUUGCCUUUGGGAUUCCCUUGUUGGGAUACAUAUUUUGAUUUUUUUUUUGUUAUUGACGUUCCUUUAAACGUAUUUGGAUGACAAGUCCCCUUAGGCGGAGAGCGCAUAAUGGGUAAUGUUGUGGUGGAACACGGCGAGCAUUUAGUUGAAAUUUUAAUAGUAAUUUUGUAUUAUUACUACAUCAGAAUUCUCAUAGGCCUGUCUUAAAUCGACAGGAUCGGGUUCUUAUGUAAUACCCCAAUACAUGCUGCUCUAUAGACGUCAGCAGAUCAAUUGAGCCUCCUGUAAUAACACGACGAAUAAUAUAUCGGUUAUAUUUAUUUGCAAUGGUUUCACAUCAUUUGCAUAAAAAAAAUAUUUUCAUCUUCUCCAACGCUUUAAAUAGCUUUAGGCUUCUAAACUGACCAUAAAAUGUCACGUUUCAGGAAAACGUGCCACGUGCCUCCAGUAAUGGAUAUGACGACAUAUGGAGCAUGCGUGUGUUUGUUUUUUUGUUUUUUUAAUGUAGCCAGAUAAUUUGAGCAUUGGACCGUUCAUAUGGUGUAAUCCUUUAAUUCACCUGACACUAAAUUCUAUCACAUAAUGAUCACUGUUUUGUAGAGUUAGUCAGGGAAACCUUUUGUGAAAAUGCCAUGAAAAUGGCUCACUCAGAUAAGCAGGAAAGAACAACAUGUACUAUUAAUUUUUACUGUAGGACAUACAUUUAAAAAUGUUAUGUUCUCGUGAACAUAAUUAAGUAUGGUGUUUAAAUAGUAUAUUUUCUAUUUGUGUUCAUUUCUCAUGUUUGUUUUUAUUAUGUGUUAAUUAUACUUAGUAGUUUGGAUAUGCCUUACCUUUAUAGUAUAAAACCAAGACCAUAUCUGUGGAUGCAUGUCAUGUAGUUUGGAGGUAACAAAUACAGUACUACUGUAUGCGCCUCAAAUCUAGAACAGUUACGUAGGCUCCAUUAAUAUUAUAAUGGCUGCAAACUCAUUGGGCUACAAAGUCUGCCUACCUCUUUCAAACAAUAUAUUUCCUGGAAGAAAUACCAAAACAUUUUCAUGAAAUGUCUUUACUGUAAUGGGUAAGGAUGUUAAGGUGAAGAAUGUAAGUGAUCUGAGGGAGGUUAUGGCUUCCAUUCUCUUUCUUUAAAAAAAAGUCUAAGAAGAUUCAAAAAUGGAAUUGGACUGCUGGAUAAUACGUGUAUACUUAUUUUUGGCAACUGUAGCCAUGCUGUUUCCAGUAUUUAAAGUCGAUGAAGUAUGCCACUUUUCAAAAAAAAAAAAAAAAAAAAGUUUCAGUUUUAACUGAAUGCUGUCUUUAUUUUCCUAACCAUCAUUUGUCACCAUGUGUAAAUAAUUAGCAGCUGAUUUGUGCAAUAAUUGGUUUUUUUUGGUGAGGAAUACAAGAAAUAUGUAGGUGAGUUUUUUUUAAAAAAAAAUUUUAAAUUUGGCUUCUGCUUAAAGGAAAGUGCUUUCUUUGUGUGUAUUAGCCAUCCAUAAGGAUGGAGAUGGCAAGGAAUUUACGUUACGGUUAAUAUAACAGUAUUGUCUCAUGCUGCUGUGUGUUGGCUGUCACAGACUCUUUUUCUGGUCAUGCAUAGCCUGGGCCCAGCCCAAUUUUCCUUAUAAGGACAAGGAGUGAAUGUGACCUUGGUAGAACAGAGCUUAAUGGGAGUGUUUCGUGCCAAAACCUCAGGACUGUGACCCCCUUCAGGCUCCGAGCUGAGGGCUCCUUACAGAACUGUGUGCUUUUCUAUAUUGUGUUUUCGUCUCGUAAGGCACAUUUUAAAGCAUUUACAGCAUUGCUAGGGUGAUGUUGGUUGUUAAUUUUUUCUUCCUGGUUUUAAAAUCUGUGACGGUCUUCUUUCAACAAAAACAGUUAGACGCUGUAAAUGAAGAAGUUGUUUUUAGGAAUUGUCCCUCGACUCUGUCUUGCCGAUUCGUUGUACUACUGCUGCUUGCACAUGUGCUUAGAAGUGUUAUGGUGAAGUCUUCUUGAGUUUGAAAUAUUUAUACACAAGGUGUUAUUGUGGUAUAAAUGACUGUGAAGUUAAUCAUUGAGUCAUCAUACUGGGAAAUUGUUUUGUAUAGACAAUGGGUGGUAGCUAAAAUAAUAUUAAAUUUGAGGAGGAUGUAAGUAAAUUUUUUUUGCCAUAGAAGGCAGGCCUUCUGGUUGCUUUUUCCUUACAAACCUAGUGGGACAUUGCUGGGAUCUUGAUGUCAUCCAGAAGUGCAAAUCAAGUGUAGCAGAUAUAUAAAUUUCAAAUUGACAAGGUAAAAUGUGCAAUGAUACAAUUGUCUUUAAAGCAAAGCUGAUGGCUGCACUUUAUUGAACUAACUCUUUUUCCAUUUGGCCAACUGAUUCCAUUAUUUUUUAAUUGUGUAAAUAAAAAUUGUAUUUGAAUUUACUGUUAUGCCUGAAAGAGCCUUUUCGGUGGGAUUUGGUGGGCGAGAUUUAUGAAAGUGUGGGCGUAAAACUGAUAAAUUUUAGCGUGAACCUGGUUUUAUGCUUUUGCAUGAUAUUGCACAUUUGUGAAAAAAAUACUGAAGUGCAAUAUGUAAUGAUGUUGCAGCGAAAUGAUUUCAGCAUCAAAAAUGAAACUUCCAUGGUGCAUCAGUGGGUCUCCUACGUACCUGAUUGAUUCACUAUUCAACUGCCAGUCAAUCUAUUGUCUCACAAAUUUUAACAUCAGAACUCAGCCUUUUUCUGGGUUAUAGCUUGAAACCUUUAUCGUCAAUGCUCAAAAUGAUUUAUGUUAGAUGACUAGGAAAUCUGUUUGUCUCUAAUCUUUUAUACUGAAACACAAGGCUACAUGCAAUAGGCAGUUAUGUGUAGUGGGUAGGCCUGCCUCCGCUCACCAGCUUUUGGUUUUGUGUCUGGAUAUUCUCUUUGUAUGUGGCCCCACAUCCUUCGGUUUGGAGGUGAUCGAUCUGGAAAUGACGGUGCUAUGUUUUGAGGUUUUUUUUGUUGAGUUGUGGGCAUGGGGGACCGCAGGUACCUCCUAGAUGACCUGUGCGAGUCUCUGAACUGGCUUUUAGGGUAACGGGUAAGGAAGGUUCGUGGCUUUUGAAAAUGAAAUGGCACCUUGACUUCUGAAAAGAGAAGGUAUCGAUUGUUUACCGAGCCGAGUAUAUUGGCUUUUGAUUGCAUGUUUUGUGUGGACUGAAUUUAGCUGUGGCAAUAGGCACCGUUCUGAAAGGCUAGGGAUGUACUGUGAGGGAGGCUGAAGAAUGGCAUUCAUAACCAACCACUUUUCUGAGACUACUAAUUAAAAUCUUUCAUGUUUAUGUUUCCUAAUGCUAAUGGUGCGGUCCUGUGUAUCGGAUACGUUUCACAUUUUCAGGAGUGAACGUGUAUCUUAUUAGGCCUAUAUUUGGUAGCAAAAGGUUGUAGAUAUUUUUUUUUUUUGUAAUCUAUGCAAACCUUUUCUCAGAGUUAAUGUCUUUUGUCUUUCUUUUUUUGAUGUUUCAUGGCUGAAUGCUAAACACUGUAUUUGUGCUGUUGGCAUGUAUAGUUAAAACAUGUAUGUUAUUUUUAUGGUGACUUUAGCUUACAUUUUGUUAAUACAACUGCAUUAAAGACCUUUGUGAUGGAAAUCCA